This is a messenger RNA of Tilletiaria anomala UBC 951, 1722 nucleotides long. RefSeq lists its product as uncharacterized. NCBI's taxonomy places the organism in Eukaryota, Fungi, Basidiomycota, Exobasidiomycetes, Georgefischeriales, Tilletiariaceae. The coding region runs from base 1 to 1722 and encodes 573 amino acids. The record is from RefSeq and is a predicted model, not a curated record. The transcript has 2 exons.
AUGCUCAGCUCGAUUGCACCGCCCGGGACGCUGCAAGGUCGGACUCAAGACCCUGCUAACCUUCGCUUGCAAAGCCAGCCUAGCAAGAAGUACGUCUUGCUUUUCGCCCUGAGCAAGGAGCUACCCCGAAAUUUCUUAUCCGAAGCCGUGUCGCUCCUCCGUGGUAGCAGUGGUACAGAAGAGGAAAAGCUUAUCACCACGCGCCUGGGUCUCUUGUCGUCCUCCGUCCCUGCCUCGCUCAUUCCACCUUCCGCAAUGAAUCCAAAUGCACCACCUCUUGCUCCGCAGUCGACCAUCUUCUCUGCUGCUCUGUCUUUGCUGCCUGCGUCGCAUGUCAUUCCUUUCCGAAGUAUGAUACAGGGCAAACAACCUGCGCAGGUGGGGAGGUGGCCAGAAUCCAAAGAAAGCUGGAAAGACAGUCGGGGAAAGCAAAAGCUCGAAGCGCUCAACGCAACGUUUAACGGUGUAGCAGCAGUUUCCUUGCGACCUUCAUCAUCAGGACAAAUGCGCGCUUCACCAGGGAACGCAACUAGCGACGCGACUGGCUGGAGGCAGCUGUGGGGCCGGGAGAAUAUCACAGGCGAGCUGCCGGCAUCGUUAGAGACCCUCCGGCAUAACUUCGCCGGAGCCCCAAACCUAUUAUCCACCAUCCUUUUCUCAAACACAGCCCCACAAGGACUGCUGGAGGGUCUUGACCUGCAUUUCCCCCGGGCUUCUUGUGCUGGCGUCGUCGCCCCAGCCACCCCUUUCGAGACGGGGCGCGCGCAGACACUUUUUUUCAAAGAUGCGGAAGCCGGGGUGGACGAGGUUAGCGCCGAUGGCGCAGUUGGAAUCGCCCUCGUAGCGGGAGGAGGAAUAGAGGCGGGAGGAGCGAGCUUGAAAGUCGAGACCAAAUUUGAAGGUCUAACGGAGUUCGGGCCGCGGAGAGCCAUCACGGGCGCGAGGGGCAACAUCAUCAGCACGCUCGAGGGCGGCAACGCGACGCAGCAAUUUUUACGAGACAUUCAGCAAGCCUCGAAAAAUCAGCAGCUGGCUACCAAGGAGGGAGCUACAAUGGCACUAGCACGGGAAGGAAUAGAAGGUGCUGAGCUAGCGCUUAAGACGGGCAUGAGCAGGGACGAGGCGAGGGACAUAUCGAAAGGCAUGAAAAAGGAAGAUGAAUUCUACCUUGGCGUGUUUGAGUGCAAGGAGGGCGGGCUCCCGAUCCUCCUAGCCCGUAUCCUGUCCGGAUCCCCUUCCCGCGGCAGUCUGUCGCUCGAUACAGACGUGGAGCUCGAGUCGGCAUUCGGGUCCAUGCCAACAAGGGAAAAUGCCAAGCGCUACGUCCAAUUCUACCAGGCGGACCCAUCAACAACGCGUGUGCAGUUCCCAUCCGCACUCGACAUCCCGGGUCUGAAUCCGUCCGACUGGGCGAGUCCGCGAUUCCUGUUCCUCACGCCCAGCCUCAACACGCUCGAAUCUGGCGGCCCGUCUGGGCUGGGCCAGCAGGAGGGACAAGCACCAGGGCAGGCAACGAAGAGAAAGACGCAGGUGCUUGCGCUGCCGAACAUGUUUGUCGCUGCCAGCGAGCGCGGCUGGAUCAGCCGCAGUCGCAGCCUCGCACGCGGCUGCGAGGGGAUAGAGACAUCGGACACAGCCUUACAGCAGCAGCAGCAACAAGCGCAUGUGACCAACGUGCCUGGUAGCAGCGUGAUGCUCAGCUUGGUUGUACAGGAAAGCUAG